AUGAUGACCGACAACGACAUACCACCAAGACAGCGAACAUCGACAGACAUCAUGGUCGCUACACGUCGCGGUGCGAAAACCGCCCCAGAGGUCGCCUCUGCACCCCCCAACACGCUCAACGCCCCUCCCAAGCGCGGCAGGAAGAAGGCAGUCGAGGAAGCUGCUGAGCCAGCGCCUGCCCCGGCCAAACCCACAAAGACAACUGCUGUGAAACGCAAAGCCAGGGCUGAGCCUGAGGAUGCUGAGCCGCCCAUGGCCAAGAAGACUGUUGCGACAAAGGCCGCGCGCACCAUCAAGGUCCAGACCAGAGCCGCACCCGCCCCUGCUCCAGCAGUGAGGGCGACGCGUGGUCGCAAAGCCGAGGAGCCUGCCGCUACAGAGGAGCCCGAAGCCAUUGAAGAGGCCCCUAAGCCAACAGCCGCCCGUACGCGCAAGAUCGCAGCAGUGAAAAAGGCACCUGUACCCAAGGUCGAGAAGCCUGCUGUCGCCCCAGAGCCUGCCGUCGAAGAAACUGCCAAGCCAGUAUCAAGAGCUGUACGCAAAGCACCCGCAAAGAAGACACCCGUUUCCAAGAAGAGCGAGCCUGCAUUUGUCGACAAGACCGUCGCCAGCGAGCCUGCUAAGCCAGCUCCCCGUACACGCAAAGCAGCAGUGCCAAAAGCCUCCGCACCCGCACCCGUCAUUGUACCGAGAGCCACACGCGGUCGUAAUGCCCCUGCAGUCCCACAGGAGUCGCCGCUCAAGGCUCCGGCCCGCAAGCUCACAAAGAAGGCUGCUGUUGUCACUAAGGCGAAGUCUGAGCCAGAGCCGGACGCUCAAACAGUCGAGGAGCCUGUUGCGGAGAUCAUCGAGCAAUCUGUUGUAGAGGCAGAUGAACAUGCAGUCAUGGAAGAGGUGGAGCAGCCUGUCGUGGAGGCAAUCGAGAAACCGUUCGCAGAUUUCCCUACCUACCCGACAACCCCCUCCCACAUCACUGCCCCCAUGACCUCAAGAGAGGCCAUCGCCGAGCUUCCCGGCUACCCCACGACUCCCUCGCAUAUCCUCGCACCUUUGUCGAACAAGGCCGCUCUUACCGAACUCGCAGGAUAUCCCACGACACCUGCGCAUAUUGCUGCACCUGUCGCAAUCGCUACACCCGAGGUUCAGGCCGAAAUCAUCGAGCAAGGGUAUAAUGAUGUCGCCAUGAGCGAUGUUGAGGAGAAAGAAGCAGUCGACCAGAUUGAGGCUUGUCAUACUUCUACAGCUGCAGAGAGCGCGGUCGAGGCCACAAUAGAAGUGCCAGAGGGCCCUCAGCUCGUCGAGAAUCCGCACAUUGUUGAAGAAUCUGACUGCCAGGGCCGCCAGACUACGGCCGAUGUCUCCUUGACACCGGAUGCCAAGACCCAGGUAUCGGUCCAGCUAAAGACACCAUACUAUGAUGCGACGCCCGCCCAGCGUUCGUGUUCGGAGAUUUCUGGCACUCCACCUGCACAGAUCGUCUGGGGCGUCACCGAUCAGGAAGCAUUCGAGGAGCUUCCUGAGGCGUACCCUGCCACACCCGCCCACAUCAUCGCGCCCAUCACCUCCAAAGCAGCACUGGCCGAACUCCCGGGUUACCCCAAAACACCAGCUCAUAUCAGCGCGCCUGUGACCUCCAAGGCAGCAUUGGCCGAGCUCCCCGAUUACCCCAAAACACCAGCUCAUAUUAAGGCACCAAUGACUCCACGUCGCGCUCUCGCUGAACUGCCCGACUACCCCACAACACCAAGCCUGGCUCUCGAGGCUGCUCUCCAGGAAGAGAUCACUGCUUCAGUCAAGAAACAGACACCGUCACCUAUAAGAUUCUCAACUCUGAAGAACGACUCGUUCGAUCUCGAAGAACCAAGCGAGCUUGCCGACUUCACUGAGCUCACCGAAGCUAGCAAAUACAGUGAGAUCGCACCUACGGACACAGCUGUCGAGGCUUCUCCUUUUAUUACUAAUCCCACCAUGCAUCUGGCUCCGCUCAAACUUGCACCUACUUUUGCAGCCCUCGAGCCAGUGUCACCGAAGAAGUCCGCCUUGCGAUCACCUCAGAAGGUCAUGGACGCUAAGACUCCUAAGAAGACUGUCGCUUGGACAGACGUUCCAGCAGACGAGAGCGAUCUAUUCCUCUACGAAGGCAUCCUUCAGGGCAUGGUCUUCUACGUCGAUGUCACACGGAACGGUAGGGAGCAGAACUUCUUGUUCCGCGGUCUGCUCGAGGAUCUGGGCGCAAAGGUAGUACAAGACAUAUCGCAUGCGUCUCUUAGCCACGUUCUCUUCAAGGAUGGAAGCAUGUCCACACUGGAGAAGUGCCUUGAAAGCAAGGGAGCCAUCAAGUGUGUCAACGUGGGGUGGGUGUUGGAUAGUGAGUCAAACAAGAAGCGUAUGGACGAAGACCAUUACCUGGUCGACCUAUCCGUUGCGAAGCCAGCAACUCCUCUGCCUACUACUACGGCGAAGCCAUUCACACCUUUCAAGACUCCUUCCAAGUACGCGCUGCCUCCUUCAUCCCAGUGCAAGAUGCCUAGCACUCCGACAAGUUCAGAGUUCGAUCGCUCUUUCAAUGACGACAAGGAAAACUGCGAAGUUGGCAUGUUCUUCGACGACAAGAGCCCGCUUGCACCUCGCACACUUCCCGUCAAGAAGUCGUCUUUCUUGUUCAGCAGAUCAGCCAUCAAGACCCCAUCAAAGUCCAUCUUCCUUGGGGCGACGCCAUCGAAAGCGACCUUGUCGGCUAUGAAGCCUGCGCCUCAGGCCUUCACCACUGUCAAGAAGCGCCCCGCAGAGUCUUCCUUCUUCAACAGCUCCCUCGGUCCACCCAAGAAGCUGCGCCUCUUGUAG
Molecule: messenger RNA, 2844 nt
Organism: Alternaria ethzedia
Lineage: Eukaryota; Fungi; Ascomycota; Dothideomycetes; Pleosporales; Pleosporaceae
Exons: 2
Coding region: 1-2844 (947 amino acids)
Biological process (GO): mitotic cell cycle
Source: RefSeq, a predicted model, not a curated record